AGGGACACCAAAAGGGUCAUCUUCCAAUUCCUCAGAUGGAGCCAACCACCACCAGCAGAAUCAAGUCAACUCUGAUUUGGACAACACACCUCGAUCAAUGUCCUUGUCCAUGCUUCAAAGACCUCAUGCGAUAUCUGGUAAUUCGAAUGCUGAAUUUCUGAGCGCUCCACACCAGCAACAACCUGUAGCAUCUUUGCCCUCAACUCCAGUGCCAGGGACACCCCAAUCAGUUGUCCCAGCGACAAUGGACUUGCUACCACUUCAUCGCCAUGGGCAAGACAUGAAUCCUGUUCCUCAUAAUCAGCUGAAUAUCAUCCCUCAACCGACUGUCAUGCACAAUGAGCAGUUUCAUAUGCCUCCACCUAUGGGCAUGGUCAAUGUAGGAAUGUCCCAGAUUCCUGCCAACCAGGCAGUUCAAAACAUGAAAAAUCCUUACCCAGCAGUUGUGAGCAAUUAUUCUCAUCUAUCCUCAAACUUGCCCGCUGACCAUGGCUUUGAUACUUCUUCAAGACCCCAAGUAACCCUCAUUGAAUGUGUCCAGUAG
Messenger RNA from Vitis vinifera (wine grape), 544 nucleotides. RefSeq lists its product as uncharacterized. The transcript has 4 exons. The coding region runs from base 98 to 544 and encodes 148 amino acids. The record is from RefSeq and is a predicted model, not a curated record. NCBI's taxonomy places the organism in Eukaryota, Viridiplantae, Streptophyta, Magnoliopsida, Vitales, Vitaceae.